Molecule: messenger RNA, 4430 nt
Organism: Mauremys mutica (yellowpond turtle)
Lineage: Eukaryota; Metazoa; Chordata; Testudines; Geoemydidae
Gene: USP8
Product: ubiquitin specific peptidase 8
Exons: 20
Coding region: 314-3673 (1119 amino acids)
Biological process (GO): protein K63-linked deubiquitination; protein K48-linked deubiquitination; endosome organization
Cellular component (GO): extrinsic component of plasma membrane; postsynaptic density; dendritic spine
Molecular function (GO): cysteine-type deubiquitinase activity
Source: RefSeq, a predicted model, not a curated record
ACCUGGCCGCUUCCUCUGCCCCCAGCUUAGCCCGGGAGUGUCUCCCCGCCCCAGGGGGACGUGUCCCGGCGAGGCUGCGGGAGAGCGCCCGCCCUCGCAGGGGGAGCUUGGGGGGCGGAGUGGGAGGAGCCCACUCGAGUUCCGCCUCAGCAGCGAUGGCCGCGUAGAGUCUCCUCAGCGGUAGUGCUCGGACAUGGGCCUGCCCCGGGCCGGCAGCUUGAGGCAGCGAGUCUCCCCGGCGAAAAACACCAAUAUUAGAGACAUUUAAAUAGCCAUACUAUCCUUGAAGGGACAUAAGUAACCAUACAUUAACAUGCCUGCUGUGGCUUCUGUACCUAAGGAACUAUACCUCUGUACUUCAUUGAAAGAUCUUAACAAGAAAACAGAAAUAAAAGCAGAGAAGACCAGUACAAAAAAUUAUGUGCAGAGUGCCCUUAAGAUCUUCAAGGCAGCAGAGGAAUGCAGGUUGGACAGAGAUGAAGAAAAGGCCUACGUCCUAUAUAUGAAAUAUGUGACUGUAUAUAAUCUUAUUAAAAAAAGACCUGAUUUCAAGCAACAACAGGAUUACUUUCAUUCUAUACUGGGACCUACAAACAUAAAAAAAGCUAUUGAAGAAGCUGAAAGACUCUCAGAGAGUCUGAAACUGAGAUAUGAGGAAGCUGAAGUUCGGAAAAAGCUUGAAGAAAGAGAGAGACAAGAAGAGCAGCAGAAAAAGCAAGAAGUAAAAGAUGAUGGAAAGGCGUUAGCCAAACACUCUUCAGAAAAUGCAGUAGAUUCCAAGGGAAAAAACCAAAGGAUCAAUGGUGAGAAGAAGGGUUCAGUGGAAAGAAAAGAUCAACUUGACAGAUUGAGUGCUCCUGUAUCUCAAGGAGCAAUUACUGCUGAGAAACUGUUUCCAAUGAUGAUGGACAAAAACAUCGAAUUGCUCAUAAUGGAUGCUCGAAGCUUGAAAGAUUAUCAGGAAUCCUGUAUUCCAAAUUCCAUCAGUGUUCCAGAAGAGGCCAUCAGUCCUGGAGUCACUACUAAUUGGAUUGAAGCUAAACUCCCAGAUAGUUCUAAAGAUCCAUGGAAGAAGAGGGGACAUGUUGAUUAUGUUGUCCUACUUGACUGGUUUAGUUCUGCAAGAGACUUGCAGCUAGGAACAACUCUACAGAGCCUGAAAGAUGCACUUUUUAAGUGGGAAAGUAAAACUAUACUGCGGAGUGAGCCUUUAGUCUUAGAAGGAGGUUAUGAGACCUGGCUUCUUUGCUAUCCCCAACACACAACAAAUGCUAAAGUAACUCCACCACCGCGUGGCAAGAGUGAAGCGGUGUCUGUCUCUUUGGAUUUUACUUAUCCCUCUCUGGAAGAGCCAGCUCCUCCACCACCACCUGUUGUCCAUGUAAAGCCCACUCCAGUAGAAGUGACUGAGAAUGAUGAAAUGGGAAGUAAUCAAGAGGGGAGGACAGGAUCACAUAACACACCAACUCCAAGUGCACCAGUUGCUGCUACCCCUCAGACUGAUGGUUCACAUGAAGUCCACCCAAUUUAUGCUGUGAUAAAUGUCCCACAGAUUGAUCGUACUAAAAAGCCUUCAGCAAAAUUUCUUGAUGAUGUUAAUAGUCCAAAAUCUGAAGGUACAACUCUUGACAAACAUCUUAUUCAGAAUGGAAGAAUGAUUCCAGAUCGUUCCACAAAGCCACCGUUUGAUGCAAAGACCAUGCUGACAGAAGAAGAGAAAAGCCGCAUACACGCAGAAACAGCUUCCAUGUUGGAGAAGAGCAAACGGGAAAAAGAAUUGCGGGAAAGACAACAAGAAAAACAAAGAGAGAAGCUCAAAUUGGAGAAGCAGGAACAGGAAGAAAAGGAGCACCGAGAAAAGCUACAGCAAGCAAAAGAAGAGAGAGAGAGGAGACAGGAGGAAGAUCAGGCAAUUAAGGAACAAAAGGAAAAGGAAGAACAAGAGAGAGCACACAAAGAAGUAUUAGAAGCAAAAAGACAAAAUAAAACUGAACAUGAAAACACUGCUGCAAAAAAACCUGAGCUUGAAAAAGUACCUGUGGAAGAAAGAGAAAAGGGAACUCGAACACCAGAAAUGCAGAGGCGUACGUUAGGAGAUACAUCUGUGACAGGGGUUUCAGUCUCAAGCAAGCACACUGGGGUUAAAGAACAACCAGAAAGUGGAGCUCAAAAAGAGGAUACUGAACAAGAUACUGAAAGACUUAAAUCCCAGCGGGAGCCAUUGAUGAGAGCACGAAGUGAGGAAAUGGGGAGGAUAGUACCAGGAUUGCCUGCAGGCUGGGCAAAGUUUCUGGAUCCAAUCACUGGGACCUUUCGUUAUUACCACUCGCCAACAAAUACUGUUCAGAUGUAUCCUCCGGAAAUGGCUCCUUCAUCCACCCCUCCGUCCACUCCACCAACUCAUAAAGCCAAGCCACAGGUGACUGCUGAACGGGACAGAGAACACCCCAAAUUGAAGCGAUCCUACUCUUCACCAGACAUAACCCAAGCCAUUCAGGAGGAAGAGAAGAAAAAAAUUCCUGCAACUCCUGCAAUCAGUCGUGAAAAUAAACCAGUAUGUUACACUAAAGCUGAAAUCUCAAGGCUCUCUGCACCACAGAUUCGUAAUCUUAACCCUGUGUUUGGGGGAUCGGGACCAGCUCUCACGGGGCUUCGUAAUUUAGGGAACACUUGCUAUAUGAACUCCAUAUUGCAGUGUCUCUGCAAUGCACCACUUCUGGCUGAUUAUUUCAAUAGAAAUUUGUAUCAAGAUGACAUUAACAGGUUAAAUUUUUUGGGGCAUAAAGGCGAAGUGGCAGAAGAGUUUGGCAUCAUAAUGAAAGCAUUGUGGACAGGACAAUACCGAUAUAUCAGUCCAAAAGAUUUUAAAAUUACAAUUGGGAAGAUCAAUGACCAAUUUUCAGGAUACAGUCAACAAGACUCGCAAGAAUUGCUCCUGUUUUUAAUGGAUGGACUGCAUGAAGACCUAAAUAAAGCUGACAAUCGGAAGAGGUAUAAGGAAGAAAAUAAUGAUCAUCUUGAUGACUUCAAAGCAGCAGAACUAGCCUGGCACAAACACAAGCAGCUCAAUGAAUCUAUUAUUGUGGCACUUUUUCAAGGCCAGUUCAAAUCUACAGUGCAAUGUCUUACGUGUCACAAAAAGUCCCGAACGUUUGAGGCUUUCAUGUAUUUGUCAUUGCCACUUGCAUCCACUAGUAAAUGUACACUACAGGAAUGCCUUAGAUUAUUCUCCAAAGAGGAGAAACUUACAGAUAACAACAGAUUUUACUGUAGCCAUUGCAAAACACGAAGGGAUUCUUUGAAAAAAAUAGAGAUUUGGAAAUUGCCACCUGUUCUUCUGGUGCACUUGAAACGAUUCUCCUAUGAUGGAAGGUGGAAGCAAAAGCUACAAACAUAUGUAGAUUUCCCUUUGGAAAGUCUUGACCUGUCACAAUAUGUUAUUGGUCCAAAGAGUAAUUUGAAGAGAUACAACCUAUUUUCAGUAUCGAAUCAUUACGGAGGGUUGGAUGGAGGGCACUACACAGCAUACUGCAGAAAUGCUACAAAGCAGCGCUGGUAUAAGUUUGAUGAUCAUGAAGUAUCUGAGAUCUCAGGAUCCUCUGUGAAGUCCUCAGCUGCAUAUAUUCUCUUUUACACUUCUUUUGAACUGCGAGCAGCAGAUAUAGCCACAUAAAGUGUUUUGAGUGAAGAAAAUUGGUUCUCUUUAUCAAUGCACAACACAGGUAUUGAAAUGCAUAUUAAUAUGCAAAACAGUGACAAAUAUAUAGCCACUUAGUUAGGGAAAGGUUGCAGCAGCUUCUCUGCAACAGGGUCUUUCUGGUCAGUGCUAUUGCUUAAGUCAGAAGACUGAUUGAUAAUGCUUUUGGUAAUAGCAACUUCUAUGAAACCAUAACAACAAGCAUACUUAAGUUACAGCUUAUUUCAAAACUAUAUUUUAGUCUGCUCCAAAAUGAAAUUCUAGCUUAAUUAGCAAGUAGGUUUAAAUGUCCUAAAAAAUCCCACAGCAUAUCUUAAUUUGUUUUCUUUUCUAUCACUGUUAUGGCCUUUUCACAUUUCUAACCUUAAGCUUGAUUCUACUGUGAAUACUCUAGAAUGAUGAAAACAGUUAGGAAUGUAAGUGUACAUAUUGAUUGCAUACUUGCACAUCAGAGCUAUGUAUAUAAUAAAAUGUGGUCCUUUUGUGAAAAUCUCUAGCACUCAGAGGAUUGCUUUUAUUUGCCAGUUCUAAAUAACUGCAAUAGUUUAAUUCUUAUAGGUAUAGAAAAAGCAAAGCUGUAUUUUUCUGUUAGCCUUUGUGAAUAUUUCUGCAUUUAAAAUUAUUUCUAAAGAAAUGAGAUUUUCUUUAAUUUUUUAAUACAAGAUUUCAUGUACACGUGCAUUAAGAAUAUUAACAAAGAAAUUAUUUAAAAUACACUAUCCUGUUAAAUGUU